ACUAAUUAUUAAAAAUAUGAUAACUCCUUUUUGGAUGUGAUUGAAGGGGUUUGUAUGGAGUAUUAGGUGUGUGAAGAGUUGUUAGAAGAGUGUGAGAGUGCGGGUGCGGGUGCGCGCCGAGCCCAGCGACCCUCAGCAGCAGGAGGAUGAAGCAGAGGAAGUCUCAUCUCAUUCAGUUCCAUGGAUGCUGCUAAACAGCCUUCCCAGCUUGGUGCCUUCAGUUGAUAAAUUAAUUUUAUUCAACAAUCUAAAUAAGGAUGAAGAAAAUGGCUCUCCUCAAGAAGUACCCUAGCAUCCCAGUUCAUAUUGUUGAAGAUCACCACGAUGCUUUAUAUCAUAUCUUGCGUGCUGUAGGCUCUAAACAUCUCCCAUUUACCAACAAUUUACUUAUCCAUUUUGAUUCCCACCCAGACUUACUUAUUCCUGUUGAGCUCAAAGCUUCAGAGGUUUAUGAUGUUCCUCUUAUGAUUGAAAAAUUGAGUAUUGAAAAUUGGAUUCUUGUGGCUACAUUUACGGGACAAAUUUCCUCAAUUUUUUGGAUUAAACCACCAUGGUCAAACCAGAUAGAGAAUGGUAGUUACAAGUUCCUCAUUGGAAAGGAAAGGGGUACUGACAAUAUCAGGGUUUCUUGUCCUAUUUUAUAUUUUGUUAGUGAAUUGUUGUAUUGUAAAGCAGAUAACCUGGAGGAUACUAAAGAAGUGAACCUCUAUGUUGAGACAUUGGGAUUUGAACCGGAUGUAGAGGUGGAGCAUCUUGCUCUGAAACUGAUACAAGAGCACGGGGAAAAUUAUAUUUUAGAUGUUGAUUUGGAUUUUUUUAGCACAAUGAAUCCUUUUGUUGCAAUGCAUGACAAAGUCAGUAUGUAUGGAAGGCUGAAAGAAAUUUAUAGUUUUAGCUUCAUUGAUUCUCAGGAAAGUGACAUUGUAGAUACUCAGAUGAGAAAACGAAGUGAACAGAUAAAAUUGCUAAAAAAUAUAUUUCUCAAUCUUCAAGAACUGAAAGAUAUAAAGCUUAAUCAGAGUAAGGUUGAAAAUAUAUGCAAAAAUAUAGAGGAUGUAGUGAAAAGAAAAUCUGUAGUCCAAUUAAUUCAGGACCUGGCCGGUGAAUAUGGAGGUGACAUUGACUGGGAGCUGGUACAUGAUGCAGGAUGCACGUGUGAUGAUGAUAACCAUGAGCUUCCUCAUCAUGUUUCCUCUAAAGAAGAAAUUGAUAUGCUGAUGAAAGUGACAUGCAAGCUUGUGGCAUCACUUCCACCACCGGUGGUGAUAACCGUUGCUCGGUCAAGCCUGGAUGAUUAUUGUCCACCUGACCAAGUUGAUAUGGUGCAAGAAUGUUUGUGUAAGUUAUUAAGAAAAACCUACAAUAUAGAUUGUAAAUUACACUAUGAAAAUGAGUUAAGAUAGAGCCCUUAGCAAUUUUUUUUUUUUUUUUUUUUUUUUUUUUUUUUUUUUCUUCCAAAUAUUUUUUAGACUGUAGUAAUGUUAUAAUAUUGUACAUCUUUUCUUGCUAUUAUUUAUGAGAAAAUAUUAUGGCAAUGGCUGGGAUUGAACUGAAUCUGGACUAUCCAGAAACACUACCCACUGUACCCUUCCUAUAAUAUUUUCUCAUUCGUCACCUUAUUGUGACUUCAUUGGGCAUUACGUCUGGCACAAGAUGUGAAAGGUCAUUAUCGAUGCCUGGGUGUGGACGGGUAUCUCGUAAAUGGGGAUACUUGAUAGUGUCUUCCAAAUACCAAGUACUGUAAGUCUAAUAGAACUUCUGGUUGAGAUUCUUUUAAACCUAUAAUAGUACAGUGUGUGUUUCUGGAGAGUUCAGUGAUGCUAGUUCAGUCCCAUUCAUCAUAAUAUAUUCUUAGAUACAUCAGGUUCUGAGUUUAUUGUGCCACUAUAUAUAAUAAAAUCUUUAAUCAAA
Molecule: messenger RNA, 1911 nt
Organism: Procambarus clarkii (red swamp crayfish)
Lineage: Eukaryota; Metazoa; Arthropoda; Malacostraca; Decapoda; Cambaridae
Gene: MESR6
Product: misexpression suppressor of ras 6
Source: RefSeq, a predicted model, not a curated record